Electrophorus electricus (electric eel) is the source of this 2017-nucleotide messenger RNA. The record is from RefSeq and is a predicted model, not a curated record. NCBI's taxonomy places the organism in Eukaryota, Metazoa, Chordata, Actinopteri, Gymnotiformes, Gymnotidae.
CAGCGAGUUAGUGAACCCCAUUCCACACCCAGAGACCUACAAUGGAUGAUAUCUACAAGGCAGCGGUGGAGCAGCUGACUGAUGAACAAAAAAGUGAGUUUAAAGCUGCAUUUGAAGUGUUUGUGCAGGACGCUGAAGAUGGUUGCAUCAGUACCAAAGAGCUAGGGAAGGUGAUGAGAAUGCUGGGUCAGAACCCCACACCAGAAGAACUACAGGAGAUGAUCGACGAAGUCGACGAGGACGGCAGCGGUACAGUGGACUUCAAUGAGUUCUUGGUGAUGAUGGUAAGAUGCAUGAAGGAUGACAGUAAGGCAAAGUCUGAGGAAGAGCUUUCCAACAUCUUCAGAAUGUUUGACAAAAACAGAGAUGGAUAUAUCGACAUAGAAGAACUUCAGGCCAUGCUCAAAUCUACUGGAGAGACCACAAGUGAAGAAGAAGUGGAAGAACUUAUGAAAGAUGGGGACAAAAAUAAUGAUGGGAAGAUAGAUUACGAUGGUAACACACUGCUCAAAUCAUCACGGAUACACUGCCGAUCAUAUAUAUAAAAAUAGCUGAAAUAGUUACUGAAUAAAAUGUUUCCAAUCAUUCAUUAAUCAAGCACAAAUGCUAAAUACAAACUUUUUAUAUUUCAGAGUUCCUGGAAUUCAUGAAAGGAGUGGAAUGACUUCUUGAGAAAUGAACUGUACAUGUUUGCAUGCGUUUUGAUUGUCCUUCACAAUGAACUAAUGGAAGUUUGACCCCACUGGUGUGCAAUCCUUUCCUCUUGCAGUGUGUGUGAAAUACAGGGCUUAUAAAAGGCUAAAUGAACUGACCAUUUAGUUUCAGAUGCAGAACUUCUAAGCAUUGGGUAAACUGCAGGAGAAUGAGGAUCAGGUUUAGCAGAACUCUCUGGAGACUGGACGAGUUAAGCUUGCAUACCCGCUCCAAAGGAGAGCCAGUAGGAUUAGCACUGAUGUCAAAUAUGCUGCAGCUAUUUCUGGACCAGGAGAUGACAGGAUUAACCUUAGCGGAUAGUAACAUGGGAAUGUUUUACCAGUACCAGUCACUUCCAAAAGACAAAAUGAUGACAACUGAACAUGUCUCCAGUGCAGAGUAAUGAGUCUCUCAAUGAUUAAUCAGAAUUCUUAACCACUUGCAGAAUUGCAUAAAUGACAUCCACUACACUUCAUUAGAUAUACACAGAUGUGCUUUUUAGGUGUUUAAACUCAGGUGGGCAAUUAACCUAAACUUAAGUAAUCACUGACCACAGGACCAGUAGCAGUGUUGUAGUUUUAAGCACAUCCAGUGGUCUCAUGAUCAGAAGCUGACCAAUGAAGAGUUAAAAGCUGCCAUUUUUAAAUACAUACACACAAAACACUUAAAAAUGUACUUUUAAACAAAUACUUGCAAAAUUUCUUAACACUUUGGCUUGAUCUUAUAAAUGGGAAAACGGUCAGUCUAACAAGAACACUCUGUACCUGGAAAAGCUGCAGGUUUGACUGGACUGUAAGCAAGACCAUGCACCCAGGUAACACAGACCUGUCAUUAUGCUUCACGUUCAAACAGUCUAAUAGACAACAUGGCCAGUAAUGCCACAUAACCACCUGACCAUCAAUAAAUGAGUGGUCUGCUACUGACCAUGUCACACACAUCUUUACAAGACUAAGGAUCAGAGCCAAACAGAAAAUUUAAAGCAAAAAAGUCUGGUCAUUAAUGGCAGAUUUCACAAAUGUACUCCUAAAAUGGGAGUCUGUGUGAGCAUUGGCAUGUGCAUGGAUGGAACAAAUAUCCAGACACUGUAGCUCCCAACAGAUGUAAGAAGCCAAAUGAAGUCUCAGGAAAGGAAAACGAUGUAGAAUGCAGAGAACGGCAAAUAAGAAAUUCACAUUUUCAAUUACCAAAGCAUGGCUUUAUUGUGGAUGAUAAAGUCCUUUUGCAAUAUCGCUAAUUCUCUAUUUGGCAGCCUCCUUUUUUGCAAUGGUCUUCAGCCCCUUUUUGUUGUGCUUCUUAGCAAAACGCAUAUUCCUCAAGAACUUUG